This is a messenger RNA of Vigna umbellata (rice bean), 602 nucleotides long. NCBI's taxonomy places the organism in Eukaryota, Viridiplantae, Streptophyta, Magnoliopsida, Fabales, Fabaceae. The record is from RefSeq and is a predicted model, not a curated record.
AUUGGUUAAACCCUACAGAUGCAGAAACAGGGUUUUGUAUAAGAAUGGAAGAAAAAUGAGUGUUGGAAGAAAGUGAAGAAAAACUGGCAUGUGGGCUGUGACGGCAAAACCAUUUAUCAAAUCCCAUUUUCUCAAACACACCCUUCCACUUCUUCUCAUGGCAAACCAAACAUCACUCUCCUUCUCUUCUGGCUCUCCCGUUCACGCGCCUCUGAAGCGCGUGGGCACUCACAAUGGAAGUUUUCACUGCGACGAGGCCCUUGGCUGCUUCAUGAUUCGCCUCACUCAAAAAUUUAAACAACGCCGAAAUCGAGACCAUAUAGUUUUGGAGGGUCUUGAUGCUGUUCUUGAUGUUGGGGGAGUCUAUGACCCUGCCCGAGAUCGGUAUGAUCAUCAUCAGAAGGGUUUUGAAGAAGUUUUUGGGCAUGGUUUCUCCACUAAAUUGAGCAGUGCUGGUCUUGUUUAUAAGCAUUUUGGAAAGGAGAUUAUAGCAAAAGAACUGAAGGUAGAUGAGGUACACCAAGACGUCCAUCAUAUAUAUUUGGCGGUUUACAAGAGCUUCAUGGAGGUAAUAUAUUUUUGAAUAUUUUUCCUGUCUUCCU